This is a messenger RNA of Drosophila montana, 854 nucleotides long. RefSeq lists its product as uncharacterized. The record is from RefSeq and is a predicted model, not a curated record. Gene Ontology annotation, molecular function: lipase activity. The transcript is spliced from 3 exons. Gene Ontology annotation, biological process: lipid catabolic process. Bases 81 to 752 code for a protein of 223 amino acids. Lineage: Eukaryota; Metazoa; Arthropoda; Insecta; Diptera; Drosophilidae.
UAAUGACAUUUUCAUUUAAAGACUAACGAGUUGAAGGUACGAUUUUCAGUUACAAUCUCUUUAGCAGAGAAGACAGCAACAUGCUCAAGCUGUGGCUUCUUCUUGGUUCUUUUAGUUUUGAGUUUUUUGUCGCAGCCAGCGCCAAUUCAACGCUGAUGGGACCCAGAUCCAACCUAUAUCUCCCUUGCUUUCGGGUGCAGGACAAUGUGUGUCCAAAUUCGAAUAUUUCAUUCGUACUCCAUAACAGAGAAAAUCCAAGUGGACGUCUAUUGAAUCCAGCGAAUUUGCAGGAUUUCCCUGCCAAUACAAAUAGGAUGCUUACGGUGCUGCUACAUAGCUUCGCGAGUAAUUACAAUACCCCACCCAUUCCUGACGCCCGAGACCGGUUGCUGGCCGUACCCACUAACAACAUCAUCUCCAUUGACUACUCGAAACUUGUCUUCUAUCCCUGUUUUUCCGAGUCUGUGCAUAAUGCAGAUCAUGCGAGUCAAUGCAUUGCAGAGUACUUAAGAGCUCUAGUGCGUAAUCGACUGGUGCUAUCAAAUGAAGUGAUUAUAAUUGGUUUCGGACUAGGCACACAUGUGGGUGACUAUGUGGCUAAAAUAUUGACAGAUGCCAACCUAAGGGUAGGCAAGGAGUUUACGACCUUGGAUCGCAGUCUGACUGCGAGAACGUAUGCGAGUGAUGCUGCGAUUAACAAUCUCGAUAAGCAGGGUUUCUCGCUCAAAGACAUCAUGCUAAACAUAAAGUAGAACAGUAAUGCGAUUGAUAUUUUCAAGAGAUAAGAAUGAUACUAACAAUAUUAUCGUUAUAAUUUUUUGUUUAUAGGCUAUUAAAGUAUCCUUACGAAAUCA